Messenger RNA from Naegleria lovaniensis, 936 nucleotides. RefSeq lists its product as uncharacterized. The transcript has a single exon. Gene Ontology annotation, biological process: proteasome-mediated ubiquitin-dependent protein catabolic process; protein polyubiquitination. Gene Ontology annotation, molecular function: ubiquitin protein ligase activity; protein binding. The record is from RefSeq and is a predicted model, not a curated record. Lineage: Eukaryota; Heterolobosea; Eutetramitea; Acrasida; Naegleriidae. Bases 1 to 936 code for a protein of 311 amino acids.
AUGUCUCUGAUCACUUGUGUUUUGGAGGAUGGUUGCAAUUUACAACGAAUCGAUGAUUAUUAUUCUCGUAUUUUUCAUGAAUUCAAAUACAAGAUGAAAUGCGGAAAGAAAAUCCAGUUUUCUGGAAAAUUUGUUCAUGUCAAUACAAUUUCCGAUGCUGGCAAGCCGUUGAAGCAUCCUAGCGAUGUUAAAAUUUCCUACAAAUUGGCAAUGAUUAUUGUUUCUGAUUUUGCCAACGAUCGGAUUGUGUUCUUCAACUUAUUUUCAUUUCAAUAUUGGUUUUCCAUGCCAUUGAAUAGGCCUAGUAAAAUGGAUCUAGAUGACAAUGACGACUUGAUUAUUGUAUCAAACUCUUCGCAACUUUUUAAAAUUGAUUUAAGAAAUAGAAAAGAAAUAUGGAAAAUUGAAAGAGUUGGUCUUUCUAUUUGUGGAAUUGCUAUAGAAAAGCACUCGAAUAGAAUUUUCCUUUGUGACAUCUCUUUUACGAAUCCAUGUAUUCAAAUAAGAGAACAAGAUGGAACCUUCCUCUCUAACUUUGAACUUCCCAGUGCUCUGUUAUAUCACCCCUUUUCUAUCGCUUUCGAUCCAAUUUGCAAUAACGCAUACAUUUCAUGUUACUAUCAACAUGUCAUUAUUAUGAGGUCUAUGGAUAAAGUACACGAUGUAAAAGAAAUCAUUGGAGGAUAUGGAGAAGACAUUGAAUCAUUAAGGCAACCACGUGGAAUAUUAUUGGAUGGAAAACAAUUAAUUGUAUGCGAUUCAUGUAAUUGUUGUAUAAAACUCUUCUCCCUUGAUGGUCAUAUAAUUAAGUCUUUCGGGAGUAAGGGAAUAGGCCUUGAUCAAUUUCGGUAUCCAGCUGCUGUUUGUCUGAAUGAGCUCAAUGGGGAACUCUUGGUGGUAGACAAUACAAAUCAUAGAAUAUUGGUGUAUCGAUGA